This is a messenger RNA of Funneliformis geosporum, 248 nucleotides long. NCBI's taxonomy places the organism in Eukaryota, Fungi, Glomeromycota, Glomeromycetes, Glomerales, Glomeraceae. The record is from the annotation of a GenBank genome assembly.
UUGCAAGAAAUGAUAAGGGGUUAUCUUCAAUCCUCGAAGAUGCUUUAUCUAAACAACAAGAUAUUCCAUUCAUGGCAAUUGAGAAUGAAGAAUCAACAAAAAGGAUAAAUAGAACAUACCACUAUAUAUUGCGUUUUUAUAGUCACCUUAUUAAUAGUCAAAAGGUACUAGUAACUCUUAUAGACAUUCAAGUUUUCUUUGACAUUCUCGUACUAGACAAAGAAACUCCAGAUGAAUGUGAAGAAAAG